This is a messenger RNA of Ceratina calcarata, 3755 nucleotides long. It is a transcript of the gene kar, whose product is annotated as monocarboxylate transporter 10-like protein kar. NCBI's taxonomy places the organism in Eukaryota, Metazoa, Arthropoda, Insecta, Hymenoptera, Apidae. Gene Ontology annotation, molecular function: transmembrane transporter activity. The record is from RefSeq and is a predicted model, not a curated record. Gene Ontology annotation, biological process: transmembrane transport. The transcript has 9 exons. The coding region runs from base 766 to 2589 and encodes 607 amino acids.
UACAAAUCGUUUGAAAAAUAGUAUAAAUAAAUAAGACUUCUUAUAGAUCUCAACUAUUAAAUUAUGAAUAUUCUGUUAGCAUUAAUCUAUUGCAAUCAUCAUUUUACUUUUUACUCCUCUGUUUUGUUGAACUAAUGAAAUUGCUUCAUAAUUAAAUAUUGAACUAGUAUUCGAAGUUUUAUUUUCAUCAAUUUCGAUGGAAUGAAUGGCGCCUAAAAACGGCAGUCGAGCUGCACCGGCGGCGGCGACGUUUAAUAAUUCCACCGUCUUGUCAACGUGCAAGGGCGUGGAUCUCGAUCAGCGAUACGCGGAGUCUGUUUAGACAGCGGGAAAUAUCGGAUCGGACACUCGCGUGUAGUGCAGGGAACGAGAAAAUCAUUUAGUAGUACAUACGCCGAAGUCGCAUGGUCGGCCGUGUAUGUACGUACAUAAACACGCAUAUGUUGUGCGUUAGUAGACAGAUAAUGUGUAUAGCCGUGUACUCUCUUUCUUCUUCGCUUUCGCGUUCGCUCGCUCGUUACUACGCGCGUUAGUUCUCUCUUCUUAACGCGGAACUUUCGACCUCUCGUUCAGUCGCCGGCUAAUAACGCUGAUCACUUCAGUUUAUGCCCGACCCUGUCGUCGGUCGGAUCGGAUCGUGGAGAGAUCGUGAAGAGGAACCAGUAAACAGUCGCCGACGGGGAAGACGCGGCGGAUACGCGUUUAUUUGUGUCUUCGUCGUGGAGGACCUAACGAAACUGAACAUCGGCUGGAAUCAAUCGAAGGAUGACGAUCGCAGAGAACACAGAGUCGAAGCAGAGUCCGAUGGGUGAUGGCAAUGAGGUGGCCGUCGAUCGACGACGGUUGAACGAGGAGACGCAGGAGAUCCAACGAACCGAGGAGAGUAGCACGAGCUCGAGCACGGAGGGUAACCCGUUGCUAGAAACCGGUGCCAGGAGCUCGUCGGUGAAAAUCGAUGUAUCAGUCGCGAAGCCGAAGAAGUCAGAUAAGGAUGAGGAGGAUCGGGUGAACGCAAGGAAGGACCCGGAAGUCGACGAACCUAACGCGAUCGUACCGCCGGAUGGCGGGCUCCGGGCAUGGAUGAUAAUGAUAGGCAGUUUCAUCAUCAACGGUGUUCUCUUCAGCGUUAUCAACACGUACUCGUUGAUCUACCUCGAACUGCAGAAGAGGCUGCUGGAGUCUGGGGAAACGGCGGCCUCCUCCAAGGCGGCCUUAGUAGGGUCGUUAACCAUCGGUACCACGUUCUUUUUAUCGCCAAUUUCUGGGAUUCUCACCGAUAAAAUUGGGAUUCAGAUGACCACAUUUUUGGGUGGUGCUCUUGCGUCCGGUGGUAUGCUUCUCUCCUCGAUAUUUUCUAGCAAGGUAUCGUUACUUUAUCUGACAUACGGCGUCAUGUACGGGCUCGGCGCGAGCCUUGCCUACACACCGAGCCUGGCGAUCCUGGGCCAUUACUUUAAGAAAUACUUAGGCCUGGUCAAUGGGAUCGUCACUGCUGGAAGCUCCAUAUUCACGAUACUUAUGCCGUAUCUGAUGGAAGUCAUACUUCGAUCUUUCGGCCUGGAGGGAACGCUUAGGUUUCUGGCUCUCCUGACUGCGACCGUUAUGGCUUGCGCCAUUCUCUUCAAGCCCAUUCCUUCAAACACGGCACCGCGAGAUCAAUUAAAAUCCAAAUCGACUUUUAAGUCUUGUGUAAAGCAAAUGGUGAACGUUUCUAUCUGGAGGAGAAAACGAUACGUGGUGUGGGCCAGCUCCAUCCCUCUCGCACUCUUCGGGUAUUUCGUACCGUACGUUCACAUCGGUAAAUUCGUGGAGACGGUGUUCAAAGACGCGGACGGUAAGCUGCCGAUCAUGUGUAUAGGUAUCACUUCCGGUGUCGGUCGACUGGUGUUUGGCUACAUCGCCGACCUGCCGAGGGUGAACAGAGUUCUGUUGCAACAAAUAUCAUUCUUCAGCAUCGGCAUUCUUACGAUGCUUCUGCCUGUUACACCCUCGUUCCUGGUGUUGCUCAUCAUUUCCCUCGCAAUGGGUCUGUUCGAUGGGUGCUUCAUAUCCCUUUUAGGCCCGAUCGCAUUCGACAUUUGCGGUCGAGAAGGAGCAACUCAAGCCAUCGGGUUCUUAUUAGGCAUGUGCUCCGUACCUUUGACCGUGGGUCCGCCCAUUGCUGGUCUUCUAUACGACCAGACGGGUAGCUACGAUAUGUCCUUCUUCCUAGCCGGGAUCCCGCCGAUUGUCGGCGCGUUAACAAUGUUCCUGAUAAGAUUCGUGAAGAACGACGAGGCGAGAACAGUAACCGAGAACGCGAGGGAUAAGGCUGGUUGUCAGAAUGGUCACUCGAGCAUCGGCUUUCUGUUCCCGUGGCUCGUACCGGCUAUCAAAGACGAGCAACCAGACUGGAAGGUGACGUGCCGAAACGUGCACUUUGGCCACCAUUCGUCCGGGUGUUGUGGAUUCCACGAAGGCGUCUUGUGCCACGAGCAGAGGAUCGGGUGUCCCGAUCGUUACAGAUACUCAGAGAGCGUGCCACUGCUCCAUGGUGAGAAUUGGUUGACCACUGGAAAACCAGAGUCGUCGAUGCUUCUCACAUUUUAAUUCGCAAAUAAACGAUCCUUCUCUGGAAGAUAGUUCUAAUGCCGCAAAUCGGGUGCAAUCGUUAUAAUUUUAAAGGUCUAUAUUUUUUACUACAAGUUUGAGGAGCAUUGAUGACUGAUUGAUUCGAUGAUCACCGUGAGCGUCCACGCUUAAGUACUGUUCGCCUGGUGUUAGUGGACAUUAGCAAUAAAAGUUUUUAUAAUAGAUUUUUAAUCGUUGGUGAAUGAUAGAGAUAGAAGUUUUAAGUGGAGGACAAGAAUAAGAUGAUGUGCAACUAGUUUUUGAUCCGGUUAGGGACGAGGCUUCGUUUUUACACCAGCAAUACUCGAGUCAAUAUUUUUGAAUGGAUAAAAAUUGGUUGUUUAUGGAGAAAGGGAAUAUAUUUUUAAAUAUGGUUCAUGUACUCUACUACGUGUGCUCGAAAUCAUAUCGCACAUUUUCAUAUCCUGAGAGACCUGUACAAAGGCUAACGCGCUCGUAAUUAAUCUAUCUGAAAGGAAUCUAAACACUCGACAGCAUUUAUUUCCUAGCUGCCAGUUACAAUACGAUGGCAUUUCAAGUUACUAUAUUUUAUUUUGUGCUCGAGUCGCAUUAGGAGUUUUAUAUUCUAAACUGGAUUUUAUUGACGAUAGAUAAUGCUGAUGAUUAUAUCUCUCGCAGGACAAUAUUCUUGCCACAUCCAGUUCUUAAUUUUUCACGUGGAGGUAAAUAAUUUUUAAGACAUAUUUUUUGUCGUUAAUAAAUGUUGUAAUUGGAGAUGUAGAAUAUCAUUGUUACAAGGAGUAAGAAUUUUAGGAACCGUUUUUGUAGAACAAGAAUUUUAAUGCUGGAUGCAAUGAAUUUAUCUCCUUUCAACUAAUAUUAGAGAAUUUUAUAAAUUCCGUAUACGUUUUUCUUUAUGUAAGUAUAUUCGACGAAAUCAUAAUUAUUCUCUCUGUUUUAUAAUCAGGACUAAUAGAUAAGAUUUUACCUGAGUCAUAGAAUUUUUUUUUAUACAUAAAAAGUUGUUGGCCAUGACACAACUAACGACACAGAGUACACUAUUUUCGUAGAGUUAUAAGAGAGUAAGAAUGUUAUUUUUCUCGUAUCGUUGUACAUAGAGAAUAGCUAGAACGUUGUCAAAUUAUACAGGUGUAAAUGAAAAGAAUAAAAAAACAAGAAUGUUA